AAUAAACAUGGCGUUUAAGUAAACACGCCUCAUCAUGUUUGUCUCCAUCAUAAUCCACGCCAUCCGGCACGAUGCAAACACUACAUUGGUGUCAGAAGUGUGAAACGUACCACCCAGAAGCUUGAAGACAACAAUCCCGAGGAAUUUACAUCGUCGACGCAGCCGAAAACUCUCAGGCAAGCGCAACAUGGCCAAUGCACUCCCGCCGUUCCCGAGUUUUGACCUUCGAGUCACCGACGCCAACAGCAUCGGACUUGAAUGGACAAAGUGGGUAGAACGAUUCCAAAACUUCCUCGUUGCGUGCAACAUCACGUCGGACACUCGCAAGAAAGCUCUUUUGCUUCACUACGUCGGUGAAGAGGUGUACGACCUAUUCCAAUCUCUGCCGGCCAGCACGUUAGAAAGCACGUCCGAGUACGAAGCGGCAAAAGCAAAACUCGACGCUCACUUCGCACCACGAAUCAACCCAACCUUUGCAGUGUAUCGUUUCAGACAAACAAAACAGAACGUGGGUGAAAGCUUGGACGCGUUUUACGCCCGACUCCGACAGCUCGCCCGACACUGCGGCUUCGCGAACGUCGAUCUUGAAAUCAAGAGCCAGAUCAUCCUCGCUACAACGUCGACCCGUCUGCGGAAAUAUGCCAUGCUGCACGCCAUAGAGCUGCCCGAAAUCCUCAAGCAAGGACGGCUGUUCGAAGACGUUGAACGUGACGUCUCUGAGAUAAGAGAAAAGCGUCGACAGCACUCAGUCGGCAUUUUCGCUGCAACAAGGUGCGAAAAACCAUCUGGAAAACUCGGAGAAGCACCACAGCUACAAGGGUCGUCGAAACCUGAAGCCACCUUUUCGACAAUCAUGUGACACAGGCAAACGCGACACGCCA
Molecule: messenger RNA, 881 nt
Organism: Rhipicephalus sanguineus (brown dog tick)
Lineage: Eukaryota; Metazoa; Arthropoda; Arachnida; Ixodida; Ixodidae
Exons: 1
Coding region: 188-859 (223 amino acids)
Source: RefSeq, a predicted model, not a curated record